AUGAAGGAGAAAUUCAACGAAGGGCUUCAACCAGUCAACAAUGUCAAAGACUUUGUAUCAAUAGCUAUGAAGAGCGAGCCAACCGCUGCUAUCGCCUGGCUAGGUAUCACGACAUUGAUAGAUCUCGUUGCAAACCCACUCACUGAACCAGGCAUCAACCGCGACGGAGUCAGAUACGUCCUCGAACGAGUUGAAUGGUACUGGGAGUUGGCACAACUCUUGCUCGACCCGGGCAAGGUUGAUGGUUCCAUCAUCAGGUUACAAAGUCUCCUUAGGCGCAACGUCAUCAAACUCUACAAGAAGCUGCUGCUAUAUCAAAUGCAGAGUGUAUGCCUGUACAACAAACACUGGGCUGCCGUCAUCGUCAGGGAUCUCUUCAAAGGAGACGAUUGGCAGAACAAGGUCGACUCGAUUAAGAAAGCCGAGGCUUCCUUACGAGACGACGUGAAUCAGCACAACUCCGAAGAGCUCAAAUCUCGACUUCGGAGGAUCGACAACACGCUUGGCCGUUUACGCCUAGACGUUAAGGCAGUAGAAUCGGCCGUCCAAGUCCAGACCCAGGUGCUGCGCCAGGUCCAUCACGACGAGAACGACCAGAAAUGCCUCCAAGAUCUACGCAUUGUCGACCCCGAAGCCCAUAAGGAGAACAUCGAGAAGACAAUAGGCGGCCUGCUCAAGGAUUCGUACUACUGGAUUCUCGACCACGACGACUUUCGGCGAUUCCGGAAUGAUCCAGAGAGCCGAUUACUAUGGAUCAAAGGCGACCCGGGAAAGGGGAAGACGAUGCUUCUAUGCGGUAUCAUUAACCACCUCAAGCAGGAGACGUCCCAGGUGUUGUCGUUUUACUUCUGUCAAGCCACACAGAGCGAGCUCAGGAGUGCAGUAUCCGUGCUCCGUGGCCUCUUAUGGCUUCUCUGUGACAGGCAGUCGCAGCUGACUUCAUUCGUCCGAUCUAAGUACGACAACCAAGGCAGCAAGCUCUUUGAAGACGGCUAUGCAUUUGAGUCUCUAAAAAGGAUCUUUCUCGACAUGCUCAAGGACCCUUGCUUGCGAGAGGCUGUCUUCGUUGUUGAUGCUCUAGAUGAGUGCUCAGACGAUAGCAGGAAAGAUCUCAUUGAUUUCAUUCUCGAGGCGUCCCGCCACUCCUCCUCCAAAUGGGUCGUGUCUAGUCGCAACUUGCCGUCAAUUGAGGUGCAGUUUCAAGACUCCGAGAACAUUAGGGACGAUGUGCGCAACAAGCUGCUACUCAAGGCCAACGACACCUUUCUUUGGGUAGCCCUGGUGUGCAAAGAGUUGGCACGUCCCGAGGUCAAAGCCCGGAAUACCAUUGACAAGCUGGAUUCUAUACCCGGAGGACUUAGCGAACUCUACCAGCGCAUGCUGGAACAAGCUUUCAUGUCGGAAGAUGGAGAUAUAUGCCGGAAAAUCCUUGCUACGGAAUGUAUCACUUAUCGCCCCAUUUCAUUGGACGAACUGCGAACUCUUGUGGCAGACACCAAGGACUUCAGUGACAAGGAGUUGAAAGAGGUUAUUGGAGAGUGUGGCUCAUUUCUGACUCUUCAAGAGGACAUUGUCUAUUUCGUGCAUCAAUCGGCCCAGGAUUUCCUUACCGACAGUGCCAAGAGCGAUAUCUUCCCUUCCGGUAUCCAAGAUCAACACUACCUCAUAUUCCGGCGAUCGUUGGACGCUUUGAUGACACUCACUCGCAAUAUUUACAAUCUGGAAUUCUCAGGAGACCUUUGCACCGAGAUUUCGUGCCCGAAGCCUGACCCGUUAUCUCAUCUUCGCUAUUCCUGCCUGCACUGGGUGGACCACCUUGAAGUAAUCAAAGGAAAUAGGAAUCAAUCAGACGAUGAGGCCAUUUCCAGGUUCAUAGGCAAGAGGUUCCUGUAUUGGCUGGAGGCUCUCAGCCUACAAGGCCAAAUGCCGCAAGGAGUAAAAGCAGUACAGACGCUGAAGGAGAUCAUAACCAAUACAGCAGCUCCAGGCCUAGACAGUCUGGUGGAAGAUGCGCGACGAUAUGUGCUUUCUCAUGGAGGCGUGAUUGCGAUUGCUCCGUUACAAGCUUACGCAUCAGCACUCGUUUUCAGCCCUGAGUACAGCCGAAUUAGAGAACUGUUCAAGAAGGAGGAGCCGGAUUGGAUGGUAUUGAAGCCAAGAAUGGGGGCAGAUUGGAACGCUUGCCUGCAGACGCUCGAGGGCCAUGGCGACCGGGUGACGUCGGUGGUGUUCUCGGCAGAUGGCCAGCGUCUUGCAUCUGGCUCAGAUGAUAAGACAGUCAAGAUCUGGGACGCGGCCACGGGCCGCGUCUUUGACGACUACGGCGCUUCGUGGUUGACAGACGGGAGGAAUCGAGAGAUACUGGCGGGGACGCAUGACGCCCUGCUCCGACAGAUCGAAGAGAGGGCGGAUCUACGGCAGGUAUUCGUGCGGCUGGAUCCAGACGGUGGGGUUCGCCUCUGCCCCAAGGCGAUAGCUAUCUAUGAGGCGCAUGUUCAGGAGUUCCUCAAGAGGAUGCUGGCACCCAUCUCGGUUCCUUCGGGCCCUCCAUUACGCUCCCCAGAACUACUCUCCAUCACGUACAUCAACACGGGUGCCCGCCGCCGAUCGGUAUUUCUGUGGGAGAAGAUGGUCAUGAUAUAUGUGCGAUACAGUAAAAGCCAGGAACAGACCGGGGAGGAGAAGGAUAACAUCAGGUUCCUACCCCCGGCCGUCGGAAACCUCCUCUUGACAUAUCUCGCACGACCCCUAUUCCCUGGAACAGCUGAAGAGUCCGCGAGUCAAUCAUCUCAUUUCUAUUGUCUCCUCGCAAACCGAGUACAGUUCCUACGCGAACAGUCCAGUGUCAUCGGCCAGAGCACCAGCAUAGCCCGCGCAACAUUAUGCGAGCUGUUGGCCAUCAAGAUCCUGCGCAACUUUCACGACGAUAAUCCAUGUCUAGACGGUCUCCUCUUACUUUCCAAGAUCCUGGUUCAAGGGUUUGACCCCUUCCAUGGUGCUCCGCCUGAAGUCGAACAGUACGGGCGCUAUCCGCAAUGGCCGAUUCAGAAGCGUGGCGGCCAUGAGAGGAAGCUGACUGCGCUCGAACUCGCCAUCAUAUCCGAGAGCAAGACCUUUGCCAGUUCUUCAGGGUGUAGACGUGUUAUAGAUGCAGUGUACCGUGGAAAAAUCGUCUACACGCCUCUCUCGUUCGUUGAUAUUCUCCCCAACCAUUAUGAGUAUCUUCCAGUGUCUCUGUACGAACCGCGCAAGGCGCCGCUGCUUGACCAUCAUCGUCUCGCCGUUCCGCGCACCCGGUACAUAAUCGAGCUAGUGCACUACAUCAUACUCACUUUUCUCUAUGUUUGCACGAUGCGGUAUCGGGAUCCCGAAAACCUGACUGGCAAUGAGGUAGUCUUCAUUCUAUACUCUGCCGGCUGGGUUCUUCACGAACUCGCUGCCAUCAUUGAACACGGAUGGAUGAUACAUUCGCAGACUUUAUGGUCAUUCUUAGACCUUUCAUACACUGUCAUCUUCAUGGCUUACAUCACAGUUCGGGCCUAUGAGCUGGAUGUAAGCAGCGUGCAGAAUGGCUUGGCACAUAAUAUACUGUGUCUCGCAGCCCCAAUCCUUCUGGCCAGACUGGCCUUCAACAUUCUACCAGACCAUAUUGUCUUUAUUUCGCUCCACGCCAUGAUGAAGGAGUUUUUGAUCCUCACAUUUCUCGCCAUAUGGUGUUUCACUGGGUUCCUGUUGGCACUGCAGUGGCUUUCUCCAGGAGAUGGCUCGAUUCCAAACGACUUCACCAUCAUCAAAUGGCUGCUGUGGAUCUGGUUCGGACUGGAUGGAACAGGAAUUGAGGAAUCUGUUCAGUUUCACGUCAUUUUAGGACCGGCACUGACAAUUACCUUUGCCUUUCUCGGCAAUACUUUAUUUCUCACGAUUCUUGUCUCGCUCCUCACCAACCGUUUCAGUACCAUAGUCACAUCUGAGGAUGUUGAGAUCCAGUUUCGAAAAACCGUCCUCACAUUUGAGGGCGUGAAAAGCGACGCUAUAUUUACGUACCCGCCACCGUUCAAUCUCUUUGCUCUGCUGAUACUGCUUCCUAUCAAACAAUUCCUGUCGCCACUCGAGUUCUACUCGAUUCACGUCUUUCUCGUACGACUUGUCAAUGCGCCUCUAUUGUUUUGCGUCGGUUUCUAUGAACGCCGACGCCUAUGGACCUUUGGACCUGAUGCAGCCAAAGUGUCGAGAAUGUGGAAGUUCACAGGCUUCUCACCGCACGGCGACAUACAGGCUGUAUUUGAAGUCGAAGCCCCGGCCGAAGUUCUGCGAGAGGCUAAUGAAUUGGAUGGGUUGAGCGAAAUGGGUUUUUCUGAUGGUGAUGCCGUGUCAAGGCUCUCUCGAGAAAGGGAAAUUAGAGCACCGGUUGUAUUUAACCUAAGUAAUGCAGGGACAUAG
Molecule: messenger RNA, 4440 nt
Organism: Fusarium poae
Lineage: Eukaryota; Fungi; Ascomycota; Sordariomycetes; Hypocreales; Nectriaceae
Exons: 7
Coding region: 1-4440 (1479 amino acids)
Molecular function (GO): protein binding
Source: RefSeq, a predicted model, not a curated record